AGGUCACAUCAGCCCGCCUAUCAGCAGCCGGUGGGACCGGACAUAAAAAGUUGGGACGGUGCCGUGGAAGCGGUAGAACCCUGCGGACAUCAGUGUUGCUCAGACCGUUUCCAAGAAGACUUAAUCAGCCGAAGACUAUCUUACUAGCACACAACCAGAAACAGCCAUGAGGAGUUUCAUGCAAGGAAUCUUCAUCCUUUCUGCUCUCUGCUGCUCCCUAGCGGACAACGUGGAGGUACUUCGCACCAAGCGAGGGACCCGUUUUUACAGAGGUGAGCCUGCCAGGCAGCCAGCUAGACGGACGCUGUUGAUAGUUCAGCUCAAGAAGCCUUCACCUUCCUAUGAAACAUCCUUACUGUGUGUGGAUAGUGAAACAUCAGCAGUGCAUAGUUUUGGUGACUCUUGGCUCCGCUGGAAAGGACAGCGUGUGGAGUAUUGCCACUGCCCAUUAGGAGGAAGAGAGCGUUGUCAUGUUGUGCCUGUCAUCAACUGCUACGUGUCCCAGUGCUACAACGGGGGAACCUGUAAGGAGGCCGUCUACUCAUCGGACUACAUUUGUCAGUGUCCCCCUGGCUUCAGUGGAACUCAGUGUGAGAUUAACACCAAUGAAAAAUGCAUCGUGGGGCGGGGUAAAGGCUACCGUGGGACCAGGAGCAUCAGUCAGACCGGAGCAGAGUGCAUCAACUGGAAUUCAACAACUCUCAGAGGAAGAAGGUUCACAGCUCGGAAAUCAGACGCCAGGAGCCUUGGGCUCGGGAAUCACAACUUCUGCAGGAACCCCGACCAGGACAGCUUGCCGUGGUGUUUUAUAUAUAAAGGCACACAGAUAGGAUGGGAAUACUGCUCCUUGCCCAAAUGUCCUCAAGAUAACAACAGAGAGUGUGCGGUGGGAUUAGGUCAGAAUUACAGAGGCACAGCUUCUGUCACCAAUAGCGGCUCCACUUGUUUACCGUGGGACUCCCCUGUUGUCAGACGUAAGCUGAACAAUGCUUGGAGAUCCAAUGCCUUAGAAUUGGGGCUUAGCAACCACAAUUUCUGCAGGAAUCCAGAUGGCGACGAGGCUCCUUGGUGUCACACCUACAAAAACAUGCUGCUGACCUGGGAGCAUUGUGACAUACCUAAAUGUUCAAAACGUCCGUCCGUUAUUACCACUCCUGGCAUACGUGCUCCAACUACUAAUAACAACAAUGGAGCGACGUGUGGCAAGCGCUUGGAUAACACCUUAAAUCGUCGGGCUUUCCGCAUGUUCGGAGGCAGAUAUAGCGACAUCACAGAGCAGCCAUGGCAGGCUCUCAUCAAUGUUUACCAGGCCCGCCUCAGGAAACACUUCCACCGCUGCGGAGGAGUCCUUAUCGACUCCUGCUGGGUUCUGUCUGCCGCACACUGCUUCGAAAUCAGUGACAAAGCAGACAAGUUGGAAGUCGUUUUGGGAAGAACGUUCCGGAAGCAGAAUUCCAGCAGUGAGCAGAUUUUUAAGGUGGAGAAGUACUGGAUCCAUGAGAAAUUUAACAACGAAACAUUUGACAAUGACAUUGCUAUUUUAAAGCUUCAGACGGACAUUGGCAUAUGCGCUGUGGACUCUCCAGAGGUUCAUCCAGCUUGUCUGCCGGAAAGUGGGCUGGUGCUGCCCGAUUGGACCGAGUGCGAGAUCUCAGGCUAUGGAAAAAACUCUGAAUUUUCUGAUGAAUACUCGGAGCAAGUUAAAAGAGGACAUGUGCGCCUUUGGCCCAAAGAGCGCUGCGUUCCAGAGGUGCUGUCUGGACGGACCGUUACCUCCAAUAUGCUGUGUGCAGGUGACACCAGAGGGCUUGAUGAUGCCUGCAAGGGAGACUCCGGCGGCCCUCUCGUGUGCCGAAACAAGGACAGGAUGACUCUAAUGGGCGUGAUUAGCUGGGGAGAUGGGUGCGGGCAGAAGGAUAAGCCAGGGGUCUACACACGCGUCUCCCAUUACAUCGACUGGAUCAACGGCAUAAUUAAAGUAAACCCUGUGUAAAGUCAGAGAAACUGUGAACAAAAGUGUUGAAUGACUAAUAAUCACAGUGGACAAGAGGUUUAUCAUGAAGA
Messenger RNA from Cyprinodon tularosa, 2064 nucleotides. It is a transcript of the gene plat, whose product is annotated as plasminogen activator, tissue. Gene Ontology annotation, biological process: plasminogen activation; smooth muscle cell migration. Lineage: Eukaryota; Metazoa; Chordata; Actinopteri; Cyprinodontiformes; Cyprinodontidae. The record is from RefSeq and is a predicted model, not a curated record. Gene Ontology annotation, molecular function: serine-type endopeptidase activity. The transcript is spliced from 15 exons. Bases 167 to 1993 code for a protein of 608 amino acids.